Messenger RNA from Dictyostelium purpureum, 1246 nucleotides. Its product is annotated as D-fructose-1,6-bisphosphate 1-phosphohydrolase. Gene Ontology annotation, biological process: fructose 1,6-bisphosphate metabolic process; fructose 6-phosphate metabolic process; gluconeogenesis. Lineage: Eukaryota; Evosea; Eumycetozoa; Dictyosteliales; Dictyosteliaceae. The record is from RefSeq and is a predicted model, not a curated record. Gene Ontology annotation, cellular component: cytosol; cytoplasm. The coding region runs from base 96 to 1100 and encodes 334 amino acids. Gene Ontology annotation, molecular function: fructose 1,6-bisphosphate 1-phosphatase activity. The transcript has 2 exons.
ACGUAUAUAAUAUUUUAUAUAUAAUUUAUCAUAUUAAAUAUAAUAUUUAAAUCAAAAAUCUAAAAAAAUAAAAUAAAAAAAAAAGAAAAGAUAAAAUGUCAUCAAAUAAUUUAAUUACUUUAAAUAGAUGGGUAUUAUCAGACACACAUAAAGAUAUCGGAUUUAAAUUAGAGUUGGCCAAUUUAUUAUCGGGUAUUGCUUUAGCAUGCAAAAUUACAAAUAAUGGAAUUAAAAGAGCUGGUUUCGAACAAAACUUUGGUUUGGCUGGUAUUACAAAUGUACACAGUGAAGAUGUAAAGAAGCUUGAUAUUGUCGCUAAUGAUGCCUUUAAAAUGGCAUUAAAAUCAACUCGGGAAGUUUUCUGCAUGGUCUCUGAAGAGGAAGAUAGUAUCAUCCCAGUUCCAGAAUCACAAAGUGGUAAUUUUGUUGUCACCUUCGAUCCAUUAGACGGUUCAUCCAAUUUAGAUUGUAAUGUUUCUGUUGGUUCUAUUUUCGCUAUUUGGCCAAAGGCUUCUACUGACCAUAGUUUUUCAAAUGCCGAUGUAUUAAGAAAAGGUCGUGAAAUGAUUGCUGCUGGUUAUGCUCUUUAUGGUUCAGCCACUAUGUUAGUUUUAACAUUAGGUCAAGGUGUUUACGGUUUUACUUUAGAUAAUUCAAUUGGUGAAUUUGUUUUAACCCAUGUCGAAAUGAGAAUUAAAUCAAAAGGCAAUAUUUAUUCAAUUAACGAAGGUAAUUCAAUUUAUUGGGACAAGGCUACAAGUGAAUACGUUAAUGCCAUUAAAUCAGGUUCCAAUGGUCGUUCUCCAUAUUCAUCUAGAUAUAUUGGUAGUAUGGUUAGUGAUGUUCAUAGAACCCUUUUAUAUGGAGGUAUUUUUAUGUACCCAGCAGACUCAAAAUCACCAAACGGUAAAUUAAGAUAUCUUUAUGAAGUAGGUCCACUUUCAUUUAUUAUGGAGCAAGCUGGUGGUAAAUCUUCAAACGGUAGUACUCCAUGUUUAGAUAUUGUUCCAAAUUCAAUUCAUCAAAGAGUACCUGUUUUCAUGGGUUCACAUGACUGUGUUACUGAAUUAGAAUCUUUCCAUCAACAACAUAAAAAAUAAAAUAUAAAUAAUCAAAUCCUUUUUAAAAUAAAAUUAUAUAAAUUAUAUAAUAAUACAGGAGCAACUAUAGUUUUUUUUAAAUUUUAUUAUAAAAAUAUAAAAUUAUUUUUUACAAAAAUAAAACAAAAAAAAAGUUUUUUUAAAAU